This is a messenger RNA of Acipenser ruthenus (sterlet), 10010 nucleotides long. Its product is annotated as histone-lysine N-methyltransferase, H3 lysine-36 specific-like. The record is from RefSeq and is a predicted model, not a curated record. Gene Ontology annotation, biological process: regulation of DNA-templated transcription. The transcript has 23 exons. Gene Ontology annotation, cellular component: chromatin; nucleus. The coding region runs from base 857 to 8125 and encodes 2422 amino acids. Lineage: Eukaryota; Metazoa; Chordata; Actinopteri; Acipenseriformes; Acipenseridae. Gene Ontology annotation, molecular function: protein binding; histone H3K36 methyltransferase activity.
ACUAGUUUGAGGAGGAGGAAGAGGGGGGGUGUAUCUGACAAGCACACACAAUAAAUGCGUUUUACUGAAAGGGAGACGAGCAGAGGCACCCGGGGGGCUUCAAGAUAAUAGACUAUGGUGUCACCCAACCCGUUCAGGUGGUUGUCUCCGAUUUUGACAGCGUUUUCUUGCAGCAGUUGUGAGCUGUAGGGAUUUAGUGAUAGAUACCGAGACUUUGGGAGGGGGGGGGGAUGGGAAAGCGAGCCGGAUUGGCUGCUGCAGAGAGUCAGCCAGGGCCAGGGUUUGUAGUGUAAUCAGGGCAGGUCGGCAGAUACGAAACAAUCAUUUAUUUAAAAAAUAAUAAUAUAUAUAUAGUAAUAAUAAUAAUAAUAGCAGUGCAAAGGUUUAUCAAGAGAAAAAGCAGCAGCUGUGCAUGCAGUGCAAGGCUGCGCGGGUGCUGUAAUGAAGGCAGUGUGAGUCAGAAAGUCCUCGCCGGGCAGUUGCUCGCUUUCUUUUUUUUUUUUUUUUUUUGCAGUGGCUGCCGGUGGAGAGCUUCUCUAAGUACAGAUAUGAGCGCAGCACCCGGGCCUAGUCGCACUGCCGCACAGAUCCGCUUUCACAAAUCCGGAAAAAAUAACCUUACACUGCACAUUUUUAACGAUUUUCAACUGGUUUUAUUGUGUCCGAGGUGUAAAUGGUAAGAUUUCAGUUGAAUUUUUAAACUCGGGUGUGUUUUUUUUUAUUUGUUAACCUAUCGUGUUUUUGUGUGUGUCUGUCUGUCUGUCUGUCUGUGCGUGUUCGUACGGGAGCGGAGUGUCAACAUUGUGAUAUUAGUGCAGGGUAGACGUUUGGUCUUCAAGGAUGGAGCCAUGAGAGAAUGGAUCAAACAUGCAAACGGAGUGUUGGAGAUAUUUUGACUCUUUACUCCGACCCACUGAAACCGCAGAGACCAGAUGGCAACAGCGCCCCCUGUGGAAAAGGGUAUGGCAUGGCAGCUGGAUUAGACACCGCGUGCGCCAUGCAGCUGUCGACGGCCACUGCUUUUAAAAACGGAGAGUCGUACGUGUUCGAUCCACAGGAGCCUUCCUCGUGCUACAUCCCUCUUCGAAGACUGCAGGACCUCGCCUCCAUGGUUAGCCAGCCGGACCUAGGUUUCAAAGAUGGAGAGCAGCAGGGGCCCCAUGAUUUGCACACUCAGGGGGCAGAUUUCGAGUCGGUCUCCUGCCAUAUUGCCUCCUCUUCACUCCUUAAUAGUGGGGUGGACACUUUAUCCAAUCAUGAUUUAGAAAACAAUUGCCCCGCUCCUCGGACUCCAGAUUUGAACGCAGACGCAAUCCCUAACAGCUGCCUGCCCUUAAAGCCGACUGCGCUUGGGAUGAGAACACAUGGUGGUGGUGAGCGAGAGGUGGAGGAGGAGGAGGAGGAGGAGGAGGGGGACAGCGUCACUGUUGCAGUACUGAAACACAAAGCAAAGACAGACAAAAAGAAAACGAUGGUUAGCGCCGGGAAUUCUUGCAAAUCCGGAACUCUAGAAGUCGUUGCUGAAAAUCGGGACAUCCGCCCAGAGGUGCCCAGUAAAACCAGUACACUCGAGCCCAGCUCAGCUGGGAUCCACGCGCAUUCUGCGGGAUUAAAGGACAUGGCCACAUGCGCCACAGAUUAUUUGGGAAGUGGUGCAGAAGAUUCGGGGAGCGACAUGGAAGUGUCCCGGGACUUAGGGAACGGCUGUGAGGGAGGAGAGCCGAGGGACAGGACAGAGGCCACAUCGGCUACCCCUCAGUCCAAUUCUGGCUGCAGUCCGAAGAAGAAGCCCACUCCAGUGGCGUACGAGCUUGGAGACCUGGUGUGGGCCAAGUUCAACCGCCGGCCCUGGUGGCCAUGCAGGAUCUGCUGUGACCCGCUGCUCAACACCUACUUCAGGAUGAAAGAGCCCAGUCGCAGACCCUGCCGCCAGUACUUCGUUCGCACGUACGGGGAGAUCCUGGACCAGGCCUGGGUGGUGGGGAGAGCCACCUUCCCCUUCGAGGGGCGCCACCAGUUCGAAGAUCUGCCCGUGCUGCGCAGGAGGGGCAAGCAGAAGGAAGAGAACUACAAAUACACAAUCCCGACUCGGUUCUUGCCAGUUUGGGAGGCCAGUGUGGUCGAAGCAGAGGCCACUCUUCCUGAACCACAGAGGAAAUUAAUCGGCAGCUCCUCUGCAAAGACUACUGACCUCCAUCCUACAUCUGUGAAAGAAGAGGAAACAACUCUAACAAGCCCCCAGAGCCCUGCCGGGCCCCCCGAACCCUCGUCGUCAGCGCAACUGCCCAAUGGAAAAUCACAUCCACCCAAAAGGCCCAAUCGGAAGAAGGAGGGCGGCACCAAGACCCCGCGGGUCCAAAAGAAGCCUGCUGACUCCUGCAAAGCCUCUAAAGAAGCAGAGACAUCGAGGAAGCAGGCAACAGCUGUGGCCGAGGCAGUCUCCACUGGACCCGAUGACCCCCCCCCUGCUGACUGCCCCUAUUCGGAUAUUGAUUCUGUACCGAGGAUCCUUUGUCCAAAGGUUUCAGAACUCACCCCUAAACUUGAGCCGGUCCAGCCGCCCCCGAUCCCGCUGGACACCCCCACGCCGGAGAUCAGGAAGCUUGCCUCACGGCAAAGACGCAAGCGCGUUUCGGUGAGGAGGCUGCCGAGAGGGUUGGCCGGCGAUGCCGCCAGCACAGGCUCAGACUCGGAAAACAGCUUGUACGGGGGCUCGCUCUUGUGUCCCGCGAGCGCAGGACUGUGUGAUUUGUCUGAGAAGAUCAGCAGCCAGCGGGCCAGGUGCCUCCCAGCCAGCAAUAGACUAACGACGAGGGCGCUGAAGGCUAUGGAGGAGGCAGGAGCCGACAAGCACAUUAUUGGCUGUAGAAACUCUGAAUUGUCAAAGGGGGAGACGGAGAAGAACUUUGCAUCCGCUGAAGGUCCUACGGAAAGCUUGGCUUCCGCAAAUAGCUGCAAACAAGCGGGCAAAGUCGACACUUCACAGACACUCUGCAAAGACCUGACGCAGCAGAGCACCCCGGGGGGAAUGCACGCCGCUUUAUCAGAGAGAAACAACACUGCGCUCCCGAAUGGGCCCCUCACAAAACCAGAGAGAGAGAGCUGGCUGGAUUUCAAAGAGCCUUGUGACUGGGCGCCACUGUCGGAGGACACAAUGGCCCGGGUGGCUGCCCUGGUGAAGAGGCAAAACGGCCUCCAGGAAAGCUCUUCCUCCUGCACCUCCCCUUCCUCAUCCUCUUCCCCCUCUCCCUCCUCCAUCCCUGCAGACAUUCAGAGCGCUGUGGUCAAGCACGUCCUCUCGUUCCACUCUCUGAAGAACGAGGACUGCAGGUCAGGCAAGCCUGCUACCUUUAACCCAGACUCCAACUACAAGUACAGCACCUGGUUGAUGCUGUGGAAGGGCAUGCAUGACAGCCGGGCGAGGGAAGGGUCUCCAAUGGUCGUGGGGCAGAGCGUUGGAACCUCUCCCAGUACACCUCCCAUCAUCCCUCAGACUACCCCUCCCAACACCCCUCCAAAACAUAACGCACCUCCCGCUGGGCUGUCUCUCUUCUCCGACGCUGGAGGAAAUAAAAAGCAUGAAGGGAGAUCGGAGAAGAUCACCCCAGCUAUCUGGGGGACGAAAAUGACAACCAGGGUGAGAAACAGCAAGAGUAGCCUGCAGGGGCCGGUACCGAUGCAGCUUCCCAGUGAUGCAUUACCAGCCCAGGGAAACAGCUCCAGCGCCAACAUCAAGCGAGCCCGACCCAGGCCUCCUUCACAGAAACGGGCGAACCCCAAGGGUGGGGAAGGCGGCUCGGGCGACGCUGGUAGGAGCAGCAGCAGCGUUAUGAAAGUCCGCGAUGAAUACGGGCGCUUCAGAAAAGGCUCAGCGACAGCAGCAGCCAGGAGGCGGAGUCACAACAACGUGCCUUUGGAAUUGGCCGAGCACGCUUAUGGGAAAGACUGCGCGCGAGCGCACAGCGACGUGAAACCAGGCGGGGGCUCCUCUCUCCUCUGGGGACGCUCCUGGACCCAGUCUCCAGCUGGGACCCCCGAGGACUGCGUGGCCCCUAAGAAGCACUGGCAGAAUUUUGACCAGGGCUCUGAUAAAGCAGUCGGGACGGAGGGAGAGUGUGGGGGGCAGGAGCUUGAGGGCGGAGAGACGGCGGUGCCUUUCGAGCUGAGCGGGGGCUGUAAGGGGGGUCCGGGUCACAUCCUGGGACCUGCCAAGGCUUCCCAACCAAAGAAAGGGGAUGGCAAGCUGGCAGGCGCUCGGACGCACACCAAUAAGACACCUCCGGCUAGUGGAGAGGAGAAGGAUGUCUCGCUAUCAGCACACUCAGAAAGCAAGCGACGUAGGAAACCCAGCAAGAGACUCCUGGAGUGGACUGAGGAGAGCGAGACUGGAGCGAAGAAGAAGCAGAGAAAAGGGUCUGAGCAGAGCGGCAAGGCUGGAGAGGAAGAGAACAGCAGGGAAGCAGCAAGCGAGCCGCUUUCACUGGUGACGUCUACGCAAGAAGAGCUGCACACUGCAACCCCAGAGCACCAUGCACUGUCCACACAGGGGCCAGGUGGCAUAGAGGAACAGGCUCCGCCCCAGGAUGGGCAUGUCCCGCCCCUAGAUACACUGACUCCACCCCCAGAGGCCCUGUCACCUGCAAAAGAGACCCAGAAAACAGAGCUGGACCCUGCCUCUCCUGAGCCCUGCCCCCUGGAACCCGGGCAGCAGUCUCCAGAGUCAGAGUGCCAAGAGAGGAAGAGGCUUCGGAAACCCACUAAAAAGAUUCUGGAGUGGACCAUCGACGUGGAGUCGAUCUUAAUUCCAAAGAAAAAGCCAAGGGAGGAUCGUCGCAGCUCCCAAAAGGACGAGUCCACGAAGAAGAGCGUUUCCUCGUCUCCAGGACUCUGUUCAGCACUGCACCCCGACCGAAACAAGAAGAGGAGGAGGCGGGUUUCCUCCCCGGUGUUGCACAAGAAAAGCGUCCCCAGCGCCUCCGAGGAAGAGGGGAGUCUCGAGGAAUCCAGUGAGGCAGCUCCCGAGCCCCAGGCCUGCCCCUCUGGCCAGGAGGACAGCCCUGUGACAGUGAAAGAGGAGGUCUUCCAGUGCGAGCUGGAGGUCCCGACCAAUAAGAAAUCUCCAGGAGAGAAAGGCGGGGCCGCCUCCAUGAAGGAGAAUGUUUGCCAGGUGUGUGAGAAGCCCGGGGAGCUGCUGCUGUGUGAGAGUCAGUGCUGCGGAGCGUUCCACCUGCAGUGCAUCGGCCUGUCGGAGAUGCCCAAGGGGAGGUUCAUCUGCAACGAAUGCACCUCCGGGAUACACACCUGCUUCGUGUGCAAGAAGCCUGGGCCGGACGUGAAGCGGUGCAUGAUUCCAGUGUGCGGCAAGUUCUACCACAUGGACUGCAUCACCAAGCACGCCCCGACCGUGCCCCAGAACCAUGGCUUCCGCUGCUCGCUGCACGUCUGCCUGUCCUGCUACAUCACCAACCCUGCCAACCCCACCGUCUCCAAAGGACGCUUGACCCGCUGCGUGCGCUGUCCCGUUGCGUACCACGCCAACGAUUACUGUAUGGCUGCCGGGAGCGUGAUCCUGGCCAACAACAGCUUCCUGUGUCCCAACCACUUCACCCCACGCAAGGGCUGCCGCAACCACGAGCACGUCAACGUCAGCUGGUGCUUCGUCUGCUCCGAAGGGGGCAGUCUGCUGUGCUGCGAGUCAUGUCCUGCUGCUUUCCACCGGGAGUGUCUCAACAUCGACAUGCCCGAGGGCAGCUGGUUCUGUAACGACUGCCGGGCUGGGAAGAAGCCGCACUACAAGGAGGUGGUGUGGGUCAAAGUGGGGCGCUACAGGUGGUGGCCUGCUGAGGUGAGCCAGCCCCGGAACAUCCCAGCCAACAUCCAGCGCAUGAAGCACGACAUCGGCGAGUUCCCGGUGCACUUCUUCGGAUCCGACGACUACCUGUGGACCUACCAGGCACGUGUCUUCCCGUACAUGGAGGGGGACGCCAGCAACAAGGACAAGAUGGGCAAGGGCGUGGACCCCACCUACAAGAAAGCUCUGCAAGAGGCUGCAAAGAGGUUCCACGAGCUGCAGGCUGAGAAGGAGAUGAGGCAGCUACAGGAGGACCGGAGAAACGACAAGAAACCCCCUCCUUACAGACACAUCAAGGUGAACCGGCCGAUGGGGAAGGUGCAGAUCUUCACGGCAGACAUGUCGGAGGUCCCGCGCUGUAACUGCAAGGCGACGGAUGAGAAUCCCUGCAGCCUGGACUCGGAGUGCAUCAACCGCAUGCUGAUGUACGAGUGCCACCCCCAGGUGUGCCAGGCCGGGGACCGGUGCCAAAACCAGAGCUUCACCAAGCGCCUCUACCCAGAGCUGGAGAUCUUCAGGACCCUGGCCAGGGGCUGGGGCUUGCGCUGCAAGAGCGACCUCAAAAAGGGUGAGUUUGUGAACGAGUAUGUGGGGGAGGUGAUCGAUGAAGAGGAGUGCCGAGCGAGAAUCAAACACGCUCAGGAGCUUGACAUCUUCAACUUCUACAUGCUCACCCUGGACAAGGAUCGUGUCAUCGACGCUGGCCCGAAAGGAAACCACUCCCGCUUCAUGAACCACAGCUGCCAGCCCAACUGCGAAACGCAGAAAUGGACCGUGAACGGGGACACCAGGGUCGGCCUCUUCGCUCUCGCAGAGAUUCCCUCUGGCACGGAGCUCACCUUCAACUACAACCUGGAGUGCCUGGGGAACGGCAAGACUGUGUGUAAGUGUGGCUCCCCCAACUGCAGCGGCUUCCUGGGAGUGAGACCAAAGAACCAGCCCAGCACCUCCUCGGAGGAGAAGGGGCGCAAGCUAAAGAAGAAGGUGCAGGUGAAGCGUCGGUCCAGGUCAGAGGUGCCGAAGGAGCGUGAGGACGAGUGCUUCAGCUGCGGGGACGGGGGGCAGAUUGUGUCCUGCAAGAAGCCAGGCUGCCCAAAGGUGUACCACGCAGACUGCCUGAACCUCACAAAGAGGCCAGCCGGUCGCUGGGAGUGCCCGUGGCACCAGUGUGACGUGUGCGCGGAGGACGCCGCCUCGUUCUGUGAGAUGUGUCCGAGCUCCUUCUGCAAGCGGCACCGUGAGGGAAUGCUCUUCAUCUCCAAGCUGGACGGACGGCUGUCCUGCUGCGAGCACGACCCCUGCGGGCCGGACCCCCUGGAGCCCGGAGAGAUCCGCGAGUACGUUCCCGAGUCCCCUGACAAGGACCCGGGGCCAGGGGUGGCUGGGGAAAAGACCCCAAAGAGCUCCACUGCAGCCAGCAAGGACAUCGCGGACACAACCCCUGCUCCCACCACCCCCAAGAGCACUGCUGCAGCCAGCAAAGACCUUGCAGACACAACCCCUGCUCCCACCACCCCCAAGAGCACUGCUGCAGCCAGCAAAGACCUUGCAGACACAACCCCUGCUCCCACCACCCCCAAGAGCACUGCUGCAGCCAGCAAAGACCUUGCAGACACAACCCCUGCUCCCACCACCCCCAAGAGCACUGCUGCAGCCAGCAAAGACCUUGCAGACACAACCCCUGCUCCCACCACCCCCAAGAGCACUGCUGCAGCCAGCAAAGACCUCGCAGACACAACCCCUGCUCCCACCACCCUCAAGAGCACUGCUACAGCCAGCAAAGACCUCGCAGACACAACCCCUGCUCCCACCACCCCCUCCCCCUCCACCACCCCCAAGAGCACUGCUGCAGCCAGCAAAGACCUUGCAGACACAACCCCUGCUCCCACCACCCUCAAGAGCACUGUUACAGCCAGCAAAGACCUUGCAGACACAACCCCUGCUCCCACCACCCCCAAGAGCACUGCUGCAGCCAGCAAAGACCUCGCAGACACAACCCCUGCUCCCACCACCCUCAAGAGCACUGCUGCAGCCAGCAAAGACCUUGCAGACACAACCCCUGCUCCCACCACCCCCUCCCCCUCCACCACCCCCAAGAGCACUGCUGCAGCCAGCAAAGACCUCGCAGUCACAACCCCUGCUCCCACCACCCCCAAGAGCACUGCUGCAGCCACCACAUCCCCCUCUACCCCUCCUGUCACCUCCACCACCACCCCCAUCACAGCCACGGCUGAGGAGGAAGGAAAGGGUGAGGGUCAGGGGGAGCAGAAGUGACUACACCCCCUGGCCUUACAGCUCCAUCCCUGCUUCAGUGGAGCUCCUGCAACUCUCCUGACUACUGACCCAGCUCAAAUCAGGAGAGGGAAGGGGAGAAUGCAGAGAGAGCUUGGUUUGGACAAUCUGCUGCUCUCAGCUGGAUGGGAAAGACCGUGGGGUUUGCGCUGGAUACAACGUGGCUGCUAGUUCCCCCAGGAACACAUACACACAGAAACACGCACAUAAAACAUAAACCAACAAACUUAAACAAUAUAUAUAAAUAUAUAAAAAAUGAUGUCCCGUGUAAACUGGGAUUUUGGAAACGUUUGAGGGUGAAAUGUCGGCGCGUGCCCUGCUUUCUGACUUUAGACCCCAGUUGCUGUUUGAGAGCCGUUGGUCGCCUGACCCUGCCCUCACCCCUUGCACCUCGGAGUGGAAUAGGUGUGUCCUGAAACUCUACAGCACUCGUACAGGCAGCAAGCAGACAGAUGGGGAGAGAGGUUAGAAAUACACUGGGACACGAGAGAGAGCACUGUUUCAGUCAUGCGACGUAUUAGAACUGUGGGCUCUUAUUAAAACUGAGCGACUGGUAAAUGACAAGUGUGGGCUUUUCCGUAGUGCUGCUGUACCAUCAGAUCGAAAUGCCUGGAUAUUUUUUACAUUUUUCUUCUCUGUACUGCUGUGGGUUAAGUUCAGUAGAAGGGCAACGGCCAACCUGGGCUCUUCCCACAGUCACAUGUUAUAUAUAUAUAUAUAAUUUACACACAGUUCUAGAUGUGGCAGUGGUGUCAUUUUUUGGAUUUGUUGAUCAGCUGAUCUAAGGGUUGUGUUACCUGGUGCUACAGAACCAUCUCUAUUAGACGAAGCCCUGAAUCUUGACUGGACUACGAAAGAGCUCAAGUGCGGCUCGGGUUCCAGGGCACAGGAUUUUUCAAAUAUUUUGUUGUCAUUUUUGCUUUGUUUUGGAGUACACUUGGAUUGUGUCGUGAUUGGAUCUUGCAUGUGAUUGGAAUAACGGUUCUUCUCAUUGGAUGACCAGACCAAGGACAAUGAUUGGGUAGUUCACUCCUAAUGAACAUUGCCGACAGUAACAUUGAAACUUUAUUCUCCAGCUACUGCUAUGUGACUUGGAGUUGCGGAUCUAUGUGAGAAGGGUGUGUGGCAGGGUCUGGGAGUGUCUGUGUCUGGGGAUGAGGAACACAUUACUGUGUUCAAUAUUGCAAUCAUUGCUGAUUUUACGUUUGAAUGAAAGCCCAGGUCCUCCCCAUUGAGCAGUGUUUGUAGUCUGUGGGAUGCACCUGUUUGUAAUUAGUAGCUUGUGCCAAGCACCUCGUCACAUCAGUAAUACAGUUCAUCAGAGUCCAUCACAGUGUCAUGCACCCAUUGCACUUGUAAACGAAGGUGGAUUUGGUAGAACGUCAAGUUCAGUAUUCUCACCUCCGUAACCAAUUCAGUUCUUGAGAAAGCUGGUGAUGGCUGCUGUUGUGCCCGUACAACCCCUGUUGAAAUUAGCAGCAUUCUGCUGCACAAAGCUGUUCUUUCUGAGCUCAGGCUCUAGAGCCACAUGUGACUUCUACUCCCGAGCGCGCAGGAGGCCACGCAGAAAUGCUAUCAUUUUAUUCUGUAGGACACGCAGUGGUAAUGUACCCAGAAUAUGUUUCUAUGGUAGUUAAUGCACUCUGAAUGUAACUUAAUGAACAAAUGGAAUCAUGAAAAACCAUCUGUGUAUUUUUUUUUUUUUUUUUUUUUUAAGUAGUCGAGAUUGUGGCAAGCCACAAAUCUGUUUUGCCUCCUGGCGAAGGUUUGCUGUUUUUGUUACUGCUCCUGGAAGCCCAUUUUUUUAAUUUUUUUUUUUUUUUUUUUUUUUAGUAUAAUUACAUUUUAUGAUUUUUCAAGCACAUUG